Symbiodinium sp. CCMP2592 is the source of this 1692-nucleotide messenger RNA. Lineage: Eukaryota; Dinophyceae; Suessiales; Symbiodiniaceae. The record is from the annotation of a GenBank genome assembly.
AUGUCCAAGAAAGCAGGCACUCCUGCUUACGCGCCGGUCUACGUGGAGAGCAAGCUCUUAAAGCUUGACGACGUGUCGGUCGCCCAUGAUUCCGGCCAUCGGGACGUCGAUGAGGAUCGUGUCCUGGAGUUGUAUGAGAAGGUGAUUUUGGCCGGUCGUUGGGGCCAGGCUUCGUUGUCCCGACCGAAGCUGAGGUAUGAUCCUGCUGGUCGUCCUAUGGCCGCAUCUGAUGGCCGGUCGAAGCUGGCAGAUGGCAAGCACUGUAUCGCAGCGUUGAAGAAAGCUGCUGAGACGGUCGCUCAGUCCGAUGAUGCAACGCAGCUCGAGUGGUACACAGGUGAGAUCAAGGACAUUCUGACGGUCGGAAUGCGUUUUGAUUGCAUCAAAUUCUUGGAUGAUGAUGAGGCGGCGGUCAAGCUCUUCUACACCAUGGCCCAUGAGCAGGAGGCCAACAAGUUGCGGACGACGUCGGUCGAGCACAAGAUCAAACUUGUGCGUGCUUAUGUCGCCAAAGACGCCGAGAACGCCAUGGUGGAAAUUUUGGGCAAGUCACGCCGGUCAACAAUCCACAACUGGUGCAAAGCGACUGCAGUGUUAAAAGAGCCGGUCCUGAUCAAGCUGAAGGAGAAGCCCGACCUGCCACAGGGACUUGUUUUCACGAACAAGUACUUCGUCGGUCAAGGAGAAGAGACACGCUUCCUCCUGGAACCCGAGCAGCAGAUUGCUGCUCUGCAGCUUUUCUAUGACUUCUGUGACGGUCGCGGGACGGUCUCUUCCAUACCGACCUUCAUGUCUGACUUUUGUGCCCCAAUGUUGAAGGCACAGUUGUGGUGUCAGUUGGUCAUGAAGAAGUACGCGUCGGUCGUGAGCCGCCUACCAGCGUAUGACCGCUGUCAGAAGAUGCUGUGGAGUGAGCGUGGACGGACGUGCAUGCGUCUUGGCGUCGGUCUGUCUGGUGACCCGAAGAUCGAGGGCAGUGGCAUCCCUGAGUGUGUGUCGGUCCUCCAAGGGUUGAAGAAUCUGGCCGCUGGUCGUGCAGUGGAUGAAGCCGAAAGUGCUGUGGAUGCGGCCAAAGCAACGGUCACAGAGCACAAGCUGGUCGUUGAGGGGGGAGACGACGAGUCUGGGAUCUUGGCUGACGACAUCACGAUGGAGGCCCCACUGGUGGAGAAGGAUCCUGUUCUUGAAAAAGCUGAGGAGCUCGGCUUGUCGGUCCGCUCCAACAUUCAUCUGUUUCAUGACAUGAAGACCUUUGGUGAUGGCUUCGUCGGUCUAUGCCGGGCGACGACCCGUGGCGGCAUUUACAUCGAUGAGGCCACGUCGAAGGCCAAGAUCAUUUUGGGGGACAUGGCAGAGUUGUGGAAGGUCGUCACGUCGGUCGUAGAUCGGCAAUACGUGUCCAUGGGCAUCUUCUGUGGAAAGCGCCACGACUUAGUGACGUUGGUCGUGACAGGGACGGUCGACCCUCCAUUGAAGCGCCUUCGAGUCAAAACCUUCUUGAAAAACUUAGAUCAGAGCCGGUCGCGAUGGAAGCAGAUGCCAAAAAAGGAGAAACAACCCUUUGUGGACGCGGCGGUCAAGGAUCACAGAAAGCACAACGCCCUCAAGAGGGAGCUCGCUCAUCCUCCAGUGGAAGUCGACUCGCCGGUCAGAGACCCGAAGCCUGAGAAUGAUAGUGAGGUUCUCCUUUGA